Symbiodinium sp. CCMP2592 is the source of this 438-nucleotide messenger RNA. The record is from the annotation of a GenBank genome assembly. Lineage: Eukaryota; Dinophyceae; Suessiales; Symbiodiniaceae.
AUGCCCGCUCCUGAGCCUUCGCCGACAAACAGAGAUCAAUCGCCGGUGGCGGAGCGCUCUGGAAGCUGCUGCGGUGGAUGCAGCCUUGCACUCGCCUCGACGACCAUGGUGCUGUUGAUCGCUGUCUUGGGGCCAUUUUUCCAGCCAUCUCCAUCGGAGGCUUCUGAGGGAUCCCUGAAAAUGUUCACCUUCAGCAUUCUCUUCAUCGCCUUCCUCUUCUACAGGACCUGCGCAAAGCGCCCCGGCAAAGAAGAGGAGGAGGAGGACGAGAAUUGGGAGGAGUGCUUCCAGGAGGCGCCCUACCUGGAGACUGCUCUCCGUAUGGGCCACUCGCGGCCGCGUUUGAUGCGGAGCGGCUCGGAAACCUGGCGACAGGAUCCCAGUCGUGAGCCUGUCCUGGUGCGUGGCGUUUCAGCUCACGAGCUGCUUCUCACCUGA